Molecule: messenger RNA, 789 nt
Organism: Acipenser ruthenus (sterlet)
Lineage: Eukaryota; Metazoa; Chordata; Actinopteri; Acipenseriformes; Acipenseridae
Exons: 2
Coding region: 93-389 (98 amino acids)
Molecular function (GO): protein binding
Source: RefSeq, a predicted model, not a curated record
GAUUUUUCAUAAACUUUAGGUGAAACUGAAAGUGAUCCAGUCCAAUAUACAGCUGAUUCCAUCACAAAGUCCAGUUGCAGACAGCCACCACAAUGGGGAAGAUCUAUCAGAUCUAUGUGAUUGGGAUGGAAGGGAAAAAAAUGACAAUUGAUGUCGGGGAGUCGGAGGAGGCGCUCAAUGAUAUGACUGUGCUGGUGUUCAAGAAGAUACUUCUGCAAAAACUUCCAGGUUCACAAAGUGCCGAGGACUUACGGCUAUUAUUUGGCAGCAAGCAGCUAGAAGAUACCGACAAGUUUUCUGCUCACGAGAUCAAGGACAAAUCUACCGUUCUCAUGGUCCUGCGCUUGCCAGGUGGAGGAGAUGGGAAUAAACCAUGGGAAGAACAUUGAAGAUGAAGGUCCAAUGAAGAGUCUCUGCUCCUUUUAUACAGAUUGGACAUUUAUCACUCGUUUUAAUCAUUGAAACAGCGAGUUUAAUAUGUAAAACACACAGAGAAACACACUGCUAUAUAUAUAUAUAUAUAUAUAUAUAUAUAUAUAUAUAUAUAUAUAUAUAUAUAUAUAUAUAAACACUGUGUCAGUUCUUUUAUUUGAUAUUGUACAACUCAUUAAUAGAAUACAAUAAAAGUUAGUGAUCAUCCUUAAAUGUUGUUAAUUGUUUUCUUUCUACUUUGUAAAUUAAAGUGUAUAAAAUGUAUAACUAGGUUCUCAAGCAUGGUCCAGGGAACACUAGUCAUGUUACCUCCUGGUAUGUACAGUACAUUAAAGCAUGAUAGAGCAAUUACCUGAA